This is a messenger RNA of Poeciliopsis prolifica (blackstripe livebearer), 2795 nucleotides long. RefSeq names its product gap junction alpha-3 protein-like. The record is from RefSeq and is a predicted model, not a curated record. Bases 677 to 1747 code for a protein of 356 amino acids. Gene Ontology annotation, cellular component: connexin complex. The transcript is spliced from 5 exons. Gene Ontology annotation, biological process: cell communication. NCBI's taxonomy places the organism in Eukaryota, Metazoa, Chordata, Actinopteri, Cyprinodontiformes, Poeciliidae.
CGUCGACUUAUCUGCAUCCUCACUGGGCUCUUCAGCUGCCUCUCAGUUCAAAAGAAAAAUCUCAGACUUUUCAACAAAUUGGAAACGUUUCAUCCGGUUUAGCUGUGGCUCCUCUUCUGAACAGACACUUUGGGAAAGUCGCAAUAACACCAGGCAGUUCCACACACUGCUCAGUGAAAACUAUCUUGGAGAAGAUCAUCUUUGUGCUCCGGUUUCCUCUAACGUUGUCCCACUGUGAGGUGAAGAGUCCCACUCAGCUGAAGACUGAGGGAAAUGAACAUUAUCAGCAUGCGUGGUUUGGUUGGACACGCUGUCACAAGAUCCCCGGCAAGCCCAGCGGUCUCACCGAGAGCGCGUCAGGGCUCCUGCUAGCAGACAUUAAGGGAUACCACAUCGAGAAAAACAAAGGUUAACUUCAUGAGAGAUCACUAUCUAUGAUGAAGAUAUAGAUCCUUGAAAUAGGACACAGCUUAGUUUUCUGUGGUCAUUCUGAAGCCACUCUGUCCUGCCCCCACCUGUUUCCACAAAGUGUGUCAAGUGUAGAGUUACUGGCGAGAACCAAGAAUGCUUGAACAAAAUAUUCAGUCUCACUGAAAAACAAAGAAAAUCCACGUCUGUUUUAAAGUACUACAGCCUCGGUUUUUCCCCAGACUUUGUUGAUCAUUCGUGAGCCUCCAUGGCGGACUGGAACUUCUUGGGGAAGCUACUGGAGAGUGCCCAGUUUCACUCAACCGUGGUGGGCAAAGUCUGGCUCACGGUGCUGUUCAUCUUCCGCAUCCUGGUCCUCGGAGCCGCUGCUGAGAAAGUGUGGGGAGAUGAGCAAUCCGGCUUUACAUGCGACACCAAGCAGCCCGGUUGCCAAAAUGUCUGCUACGACAAGACCUUCCCCAUAUCUCACACCCGCUUCUGGGUGAUGCAAAUCAUCUUCGUCUCCACGCCCACUCUCAUUUAUCUGGGUCACAUCCUUCACCUUGUCCGCAUGGAAGAAAAGGCGAAGGAGAAACUCAAGGGCCUCGCCAUAAAGAAUGAAAAACAACAAGACUUAAUCAGUAAUAAGCCCACAAAGGCCUCCAUUAAGGAUGACCAAGGCCAUGUGCGUCUGCAUGGUGCUCUUCUGCGGACGUAUGUCUUCAACAUCAUCUUCAAGACUCUCUUUGAAGUGGCAUUCAUCGUAGCUCAGUACUUCCUGUAUGGAUUUGAGUUGAAGCCGAUGUACACCUGUGACCGCUGGCCCUGCCCUAAUGUAGUGAACUGCUACAUCUCUCGACCUACAGAGAAGACCGUCUUCAUCCUUUUCAUGCUGGCAGUAGCUUCAUUGUCCCUGCUGCUAAAUUUGGUGGAAAUGUACCAUUUAGGAUUCAAAAAAUGCCACCAGGGUCUUCGGUACAAAAGGUCAAAGAUGGAAAGGGAAGCUCCCAAGGCCUUAAGUGAGGCAGUGAUACCUUUUGUUCCAAACUACACCUACUUUACAGGUCACUCUCCAGUGCCUGAGCCCUUUCCUGCAAACUCAAAGUACAGCAUAGCAGAGCCAAACUCUGCCUACAGCCCCUAUAACAGCAAAGUAGUCUACAAGCAGAACAGAGACAACAUGGCUGUAGAGAAAAAAGGCCGAUCAGACGGAGAUGAUGCAGAGAAGACAAAAACACCCGGUCCUGUUACUGAUACUCCUGUGGAAAACCAGCGAAGAAACAGUCAGUCCAGCAAGCACAGCAACAACAAGGGUAGGUUGGAUGACCUGAAGAUCUGAGAACUUCACGUUUUCACCCAAGACUCAGGGACUACAGAAAAAAUCCAUCACAGGAUGUGAUGCAUCUUAGACAUCUGUUAGCUCCAGAGAGGUUAGAUUUAACCACUCAGUACAGCAGAAUCCAGGAACAGAAGUACUGGGAUGAAUUUUGAAGGUUUGAGAGUUUACAUGCAAUAUCACCAAUAUUAGACAAAGUGGACAGAAAGAAAAGUUAAUUUUGUAAUUGACUGCAUUUACUACUUUGAUCAAUGAAAUAUUGGUAAUGACAUUAACAAUUGUGUGUUGUAAUUGUAAACUUCAGGGAUCUCUUUAAGAUGUUUCGUUUUUGCAUUACCUACCGACUAUAUCGCUGAGUAAUCCUCAGAUGCAUGCAGAAUCUAUGUAUUGUUUAAUUUGCACUGUUAUGGCAUGAUGAAUGUAUAAAUUGUUAUUGUUGGAGAUUUUCCUGAUAUGUUUACAAUACUGACAAGUUUUAAUGUAAAAUUAAUACUGAGUGUAACAUUUUCAAGAAGCCAUGGUGCUGUUCGUUUACAACUUUAAUAGCAUAUAGUGUCUGUUUUUUGGCUUAAAUGGUUGCUACCUUUAUGUUUCAGGACAGAUUUUUGACAUAUUUGUGUAAAUUUGAUUAGUUCUGCAAUGUUUUUGCCUUGGUAGGUUGCUACUGCAGUUGAAUUCUCUGUUUACAACGGUAUAGCUUUUACAUCACAGAGCACUGCAUUUUUUUUUUUUUUAUAAAAAGUUGCCAGAGUAGAUUCAAAAGUCAUCAAUGGUUUUCUCAUCCUGACCACAGCCAUGCUUACCCCAAAGUUAGCACCAUUGAUUUUUUAAUUUUUUUGGAGUGUAUCAAAUGUUGUUUUUUUUGUUUUUGUUUUUUUAUCAAAGUCUUGUUAAAAUCACACCCUUUUACAAAAACAUCGCAUGCAGAUGUCUUAAAUUUCAAAAGUACAUACCUCUGAACUAGCAGUUUAUAUUAUUUGAUUGUAUUUGCUUUGGACUUAGAGAAUUGUGCCUAUGAUACUUUGAAAAAUAAAUGAUUGUCAAAGGAGUU